Molecule: messenger RNA, 726 nt
Organism: Pyricularia grisea
Lineage: Eukaryota; Fungi; Ascomycota; Sordariomycetes; Magnaporthales; Pyriculariaceae
Exons: 2
Source: RefSeq, a predicted model, not a curated record
GUUGUCGAGGCAAAGGUAAGUACCAAUAGGUAGACUAGACGAAUGUUCGUCUGAAGAGCUAGGCUUUCCCCCUCCUUGGUCCUUCGGAGUUGACCCCUCUUUCUUGGAGCUCGCCAUAUUCCAUCACUAUCUACUCACACGUCCACGCAUCGACCGUCUCAUGAAUAACACCUCAAUCCGUCCCAUAACCAUCCGUCUUUCUCCCGACCCGCUUGAUAGCUUGUAGCUAUACGGAUAAUCGCUUUCGGUAUUAUUCGCAGCUAGAGCUUGAAUCUCGUUGCUGGGCGUCAUCAUGUCCCCACAGGCAAAAGCACUUGUUGCAUCGCUGGCGGGGUUUUUAUUUUUAUUUUUAUUUUUGUAACAAAAUUUUAUCUCUUCAACACAAGCCGCCAUGCCAAGUUCGAGGAUCAACCCUUAAUGGCAAUUCAUAACUUUGACGUCUACGUACGGCCACGGAGACGGCAAAGAAUCAAACCAGAAACAAAAAAGGGUACCAUCCCCACAGUAGUUGCUAUCGCCGCACCCCGCACUCUUUUGAACCCCGACAUCUUCCGAACUUCGACUCGGGCGGACGUGCCCCCAGGCCGCGUGAGAGCUUCAUUGGACCGGAUUCAUCCCGACAUCAAACGGACUAGAAAUAGGCCAUUGUCAUACCUGCACAGCCGCAGUUAUUCUAAACUACAAAAAAAAAAUCACGCCAUCAUUCGUGCGCACGUUAAAAAAGGC